Messenger RNA from Ixodes scapularis (black-legged tick), 2767 nucleotides. RefSeq names its product sodium- and chloride-dependent glycine transporter 1-like. Gene Ontology annotation, molecular function: glycine transmembrane transporter activity. The coding region runs from base 11 to 2767 and encodes 918 amino acids. The transcript is spliced from 15 exons. The record is from RefSeq and is a predicted model, not a curated record. NCBI's taxonomy places the organism in Eukaryota, Metazoa, Arthropoda, Arachnida, Ixodida, Ixodidae. Gene Ontology annotation, cellular component: membrane. Gene Ontology annotation, biological process: sodium ion transmembrane transport.
UCUCUCGUGCAUGGGACUUUCUGUCGGGAUCGGCAACUUGUGGCGGUUUCCAUACCUUGUUUUCGAGAAUGGAGGAGGUGCAUUCCUGUUGGUAUACAUGAUCGUACUGCUGCUUGUCGGCAAGCCACUCUACUACCUCGAGAUGUUUCUGGGCCAAUUCAGCAGCUCUGGAUGCCUCGGGGUGUGGGCCGCUUUCCCGAUGGGCAAAGGUGUGGGCGUCACCAUGGCCUUCGGCAGCCUGUGCCUGGCCAUCUGCUACAACAUGUACCUGGCGUACGCCCUCAUCUACAUGUACUACUCGGUCGGCUCUCGCCUGCCCUGGACCGGCUGCUACAGUACAUGGGGAGCGAACACCCGGAUCUGCUACAUCCGAAAGCAAGGCGUCAAGACGUGCAAGGCGGCGUCACAACGGCUCUACCAGCGCUUCCAGAGCCAGAACAUCACAUUCGGCGUGGCCGUGAGCACUCACGACAGGAAUAUCUUGGUGCCGCACAAGGAGUACGCUCUGGAGAUGACCGGAUGCGUCAACGCCACCAAGUCGGCCGCCGAACACUUUUUCUGGGACAAAGUCCUGGAGAGCAGCCAAGGGUUCGGAGACAUCAAGCCCAUGAAACUGGACCUGACCAUCUGCUACUUCAUCGUGUGGAUCCACAUCUUCCUCUUUACCUGCAAGGGCAUCAAAUGGUUCGGAAAGGUCGUCUUGCUCACGGCCACCUGCCCUUACCUGAUCUUCUUCGCCUUGCUGAUGAAAGGGGUGUCGUUGGAAGGGGCCGGAGUCGGCGUCUCUGCUGUCUUUGUUCCCGUCUGGCAGAGCAUCUUCACGCUCAAGUGUUGGCGAGUGGCCAUCGAGCAGUGCGUGCUGUCCCUUUGCAUCGCCACGGGAUGCCUGAGCGUGCUGUCGAGCUACAAUGACUUCUACAACGACAUCUUCCAGGACGCAUGGUGUUUCGCCAUACUGAACUUCAUCUGGGGUGUGCUGUCGAGCACCGCCAUCUUUUCCACGGUGGGCAGCAUGUCGGUCACGCUCAACACCAGCCUCUCAGAGAUCGUCAUGGACAACAUGCCAAGCCUGGCUUUCGUGAACUACACCGAAGCCCUGAGUAACCUGCCGUUCCCUCAGAUGUGGUGCAUGCUUUUUUUUGUCGCUCUGUUCCUCUUUGGGCUCAACACUUCGGUGUUUCUGAUUCACACAGUGCUUUCGGCAAUCGUCGAGCACUUCCCAGGCCUGAAGGACUUCGGCACGGAGCUCACGCUCCUUUUCUGCAUCGGUGCUUUUCUUUGCGGACUCCCGCUGUGCACAAGCGCCGGCCCCUACUUCAUGCAAUUCUUGGAGUCGUACUUCGGGGCGUCCUUCUUCGUUAUACUCGCCCUCGUGGAAGCUGUCUUCUUCUCGUGGGGUUACUCCACAAGACGAAUCAUCUUCGACAUCGAGUUCAUGUACUCGGCCACGUCGGCUGUCAUCUACAAGGCCCUCUGGGGUUUUUUGAUUCCGUUGAUGCUGCUGCUGGCAUGCCUGUCCGGAAUAUUGGUCAAAAUCCCGACGACCUUGCUGGACUACAAGCUUCCCUUGUACUCCGACAUCGCUGGAUGCCUGAUGCUCAUGUUCAGCCUCGGCCUGAUUCCAGUCUGGGCCAUCACGUGGUUAAGAAGGCAAAACUUUAACUGUGACGACGCGCUCCAACCCUCCUACAAGUGGGGUCCGGAGGAACCUCCCAUCUUCAACGCGUACCAGGCUCGCCUCCGGAACAGGGGCCUGGUGGCCAUGACCUCCCUGUUCCCGGUCCGCUACGUGGCACCCAAGACCAUCCCGCCAGACUCCGCCGUGACGGUCGUGUUCGCCGCCGAACCCGCCCGUGCUCCGACGGACCAGCCUGUGGACAACCUCGAGGACGUGGCACGCUUUUGGGCGCUGCCUCCGAACCUGCCCGGAUUGGACCUGUCCAGGAUGGCGGUCUCGUUGCCUCGCGUGGGUGGCGACGCCGGGAGGAGGGCCGACGUGGCUCCGGAGCGCGCUCUGCCUGGUCGGGAGCCCAGUGCGCCUCCCCUGGAGUCCACUCCAGCGGCUCCGUUGACGCGGAGGUCUUCCUUGCCAGGCAUCCCUGGGUACCGCUACCGGCCGGUCCAGCGUCCACCGCGUCCUCUGGUAAGCAACUUCCUGCCCACGGUGCACCCCAACACCCUGGGCCCCCAGUUCUCCGAGUCUCCGAUGCGCUUCGGCCUCCUCGGCCGCAUGUUUGUCCGCCGCCACGACGAGUCGGACGAAGUCCUCAUCCCUGGCAUCCCAGUCCAGCCCCCGGGUCCCUGCCUGAACCCUCUCCCUCCCCCCGUCCGCUACCCCGUUCAACCAGGAGGUCCCUUCUACCCUGGUCCUGGGGAACAUCAAGCGCCACCUCCACCUUACCCGAACCCUGGUCCCGUUGAACACCAAGUUCCACCUCCACCUUACCCGAACCCUGGUCCCGUUGAACACCAAGUUCCACCUGCACCUUACCCGCGCGGUCCAUCUUUGGACCCACCUGGACAUCCGCCUGAGGACUCGGGUCCACCUUACCCCUUAGACCCGAAACCGCCCUACCCUCUGGCCCCGACUUUCCUUCCGCCACUUCCGCCGCUUCCCGCCCUGCCUCCGCCGGAGGUUGAGGCGGCCGAGCCUCCGAGACCCGCACUGAGAAGACGCAGCGCUGUCGUGAGUGACGCAGUUCCCGAGGUGAUUGUGAACAAGGGUGACGACGCUGGGGGAUCACCCAAGAGCAUCUUGCGGAAAUAA